Messenger RNA from Daldinia loculata, 991 nucleotides. Its product is annotated as shwachman-Bodian-diamond syndrome protein. The record is from RefSeq and is a predicted model, not a curated record. NCBI's taxonomy places the organism in Eukaryota, Fungi, Ascomycota, Sordariomycetes, Xylariales, Hypoxylaceae. The transcript has 3 exons. The coding region runs from base 318 to 677 and encodes 119 amino acids.
CAAUAUGUGAAUGAUGACGUAGUUGCUGUUAUUUAGCAAGAGCAUGCCACAUGAUGAUCGAAUGUGUAAACAAGACAGGGAAACAGCAGCUUUCCGGUAGCGUAUUUGAAGCUUCGGUAGCCUAGAGCUGCUUCUUAAACCUUUCCUUUGUUACUCCAUUCAUUCAAACAUCUCUUGACAAACUAUCAACUUGAUACCCACAACUUACAUACCUAUCUAUCUCUUCCAACUUCACAUCUAACAUCACCACUCACCUCUCACCUCACACGAGACGACCAAGUUGUGACAUAUACAGCUCCCAACACAAAUCGCCCAAUAUGACUAAAGGAGAAACCACCCAAGUCAAGGUCCACUACAAGGGCCAGGAAGACGACUUCAUCAUCUUCGUCGACGACAUCGAGACCUACAAGAAGUGGAAGAACGACAAAUCCGUUCCCAUGGCUCACUUCAUUUCCGCCUUCAAGAUCUUCGUGACACACAAGCAAGGAGCUCAGGGCCAGAUGGACGGAGCAUCCAAGAGUACACUCGAGAACGAGUUUGGUGUCUCUAACGAGGAAGAAGUCAUCAAGAAGAUACUAGAGGCCGGCACAAUUCAAGAGUCGGAGUUUCCCGAACGCCAAGGACCCAAGAACGACGCCCAGAGAGGCACCAUUGUCACUGGUCAGGUUUCCAGAUAAGAGUCGUAAUUCAACUCACCGGCAGCGCUCGGUGCAACCUGGUGCGCUGUUCUAUUGCACGGCGUCAAGCUAUCAACUAUCAAUUAGGAGAGCAGCGCUCAGGUGAGUUGGGGGUGUCAUUGGAUAAGUGUUACAAUGAUUUACCAACCAAGGCGGAUUUCGAAUGUAAUACUCGUGGAAUAGCUAGUUAUCAUCUACUAGCUAACGAGGAAUAUUAUGGCGAUGGAUCUGCAAGAUAGUCGUAGCUAGCGACAUAUGAAUUUUAAUGAAUGAAUUAAUCACAUAGUGAAGAUAAAUCUAGUUGUUAUUCUUUA